UAUAGUUCUAGUUAUUAUAUUUCCAAAGUAAAAGUUAAGUUAGGCACUUUCUCUCUCUUUCUCUCUCUUUUCUCUUUUUCUUGUUUCUCUUUCUCUCUUACGCACAGAACUCAGAAAGAAAAACUCACACCACCAACUCUCAUCGCAUCAAUCAAACGCAAUCCUUUCUGAUCCAACCAACCCGCAUUCACCAAAAUGGAUUCCCGCUCACCUCCACCACCACCAACCAUGAUGGUGGGACCCACAUCUUACGCUCCGACUAACACCUCCAUGAUCAGCCCUAAUUCCUCCACCACCAACAUCAUGUCUCCGGCCACCGCUCGUUUUCCUUUCACCUCGCAGCAGCAACCGGACCCGUUCGCCGUCACUCACGACAGCCCUUCUUCGCCGUCCACCCUCGCCAAGAAAAAGCGUGGCCGGCCGAGGAAAUACUCCCCGGACGGUAACAUUGCCCUUGCUUUGGCUCCGAAUCGAGUUUCUUCCCCUGCCGCUGCUACAUCCGCUUCUGCUGGAGAUUCGGGAAACGCGGAGGCUCCUGCCAAGAAACAUAGAGGAAGACCUCCUGGCUCUGGGAAGAAACAGUUAGAUGCGCUUGGAGCUGGUGGGAUUGGAUUCACUCCACACGUAGUCUUGGUGGAGUCUGGUGAGGACAUUACGGAAAAAGUUAUGGCCUUUAGUCAGUCAGGCCCUCGAACAGUUUGUAUUCUUUCUGCCAAUGGUGCAGUCAGCAGUGCAACCCUUCGACAGCCAUCUGGUGGUAUUGCAAGAUACGAGGGCCAAUUUGAGAUCAUAUCGUUAUCAGGUGAUAUGCACCUAUCUGAAAACAGUGGUGAGCAUAGCAGACCAAGCAGUUUAUACGUUUCUCUUGCAGGGGCUGAUGGACGAGUUUUGGGUGGUGCAGUUGCUGGAGUGCUAAUUGCAGCCUCAACGAUACAGGUCAUUGUGGGUAGCUUUAUUAUGGAUUUGAAAAAGUCAAGCUCAAGUAUGGUGAAAUCUGGGCCUUCUUCAGCACCAACUUCCCAAAUGUUGAACUUCGGUGCACCUACAACUCCAACCAGUCCUACUUCUCAAGGGCCUUCAACUGAGUCAUCGGAGGAAAAUGAUCAUAAUAGUAAUUUUAGUAGGGGCCCUGCACUCUACAACAAUGCUAAUCAGCCUGUUCAUAAUAAUAUGCAGCAGAUGUACCACCAUCCACUAUGGGCCGGCCAAACUCAUCAGUGAAGACGAGACUUUGGAUUAACAGUGCAGAGGCAGGGUAUUUGUUGGAUGAUUGUUCAGAGUUUAGUGUCUAGAGGUCAAGUCUAAAAUGCUAACAUGCAUUAUUGAGGACUGACAUUAGAACAGUCUGUAUUAGUAAGGUUUAAGUUAAUCUCCAUUGCUCAGCCAGUUAGGAUGUUUUGUUCGUGUAUCCUUUAAUUAUAUAUAUUAGUAGUGAUUCUAAUGAUGCUGGCCGAGGAUAUGCUCUUGCAUUACCCAAAUUCUGUCAUUUUGGAGUUUGUUGUUACUCAGCAGCGAUGUAGCUAAAUCAGAUCUAUGCUAUUGCCCAUUCAUCA
This is a messenger RNA of Lathyrus oleraceus (garden pea), 1553 nucleotides long. Its product is annotated as AT-hook motif nuclear-localized protein 8. Bases 196 to 1221 code for a protein of 341 amino acids. Gene Ontology annotation, molecular function: minor groove of adenine-thymine-rich DNA binding. Lineage: Eukaryota; Viridiplantae; Streptophyta; Magnoliopsida; Fabales; Fabaceae. The transcript has 5 exons. The record is from RefSeq and is a predicted model, not a curated record.